Messenger RNA from Nematostella vectensis (starlet sea anemone), 3514 nucleotides. Its product is annotated as fibrillin-2-like. Gene Ontology annotation, molecular function: calcium ion binding. The transcript is spliced from 28 exons. Bases 237 to 3497 code for a protein of 1086 amino acids. Lineage: Eukaryota; Metazoa; Cnidaria; Anthozoa; Actiniaria; Edwardsiidae. The record is from RefSeq and is a predicted model, not a curated record.
ACUAAAAGCUUGAUGUUCCCUCUUGAGUUCGACAGCUAUCUUGGUUCGGGUGAUGAUAGCAAUGAUUCUUGAAUUGUUUCCAAGAUAAUGUCGCCUCAGCACAGGAGAUGACAAAGCCACGGGAAAUGCUUUCGUUUCCUCUUCGCCGGAUUAGAUUUCAUGACGUUUUGGCCCAAAAACAGCGAUAGAGACUUUUGCAGCAAGAAACGCAGCCAAAAAACCCCAAGCUGCGCGAAAUGGCGUCUUCUCGAUUCAUUUGUUUCAUGGCAUUUUUCAGCGGCAUUGUAGCGGUGGUGAGCUCAAACCCGUUUGUAUUCGGCUCAGUUCCUCGUAGAAGCAGCAAACCAAACAGGGGAAGGCGAGUACAUGGCAGUAAUGUCCAUUGUGGCGGCAUGAUCACGGGCUCAGCUGGUGAGAUCACCAGUCCUUAUUUCCCCGAGAAGUACCCGGAUGAAGUGGACUGUUUCUGGAAACUGACAGGCGAAGACGGGUCACGUGUUACACUCAAAUUCACUCAAUUCCAGGUUGAGACUAGCCACGAGUGUGAGUACGACUCGCUGGAAGUGUACAAUGGUGACCGCGCAGUUGAAAGUCAAAGGAUCGCUAAGCUUUGCGGGUCAAGCGUUCCGCACGAUAUCGUGUCCCGCGGGUCAACACUUCUCCUGCGCUUCCACUCCGACUUCUCUGUGAAUGAGCGGGGAUUCCGUCUGUUGUUCACACGAUCAGGCUGUAGCCAUUCCUUCACUGGGAGCUCUGGUGUUAUUGCGUCCCCAAACCACCCAGACAGGCACCCGAUAUCCGUGGACUGCAGUUACAAGAUUGAGGUGGCCAGCGGUCAUAUUGUCGCACUCAGUUUCGAGAGGUUUGACCUUGAGGGAGAGGAAGAUGGCGAUGGCUGUGCUUAUGACUACGUGGAGAUCUUUGAGGGCCUGCACUCAUCUGGUCAGCGACUUGGAAAGUACUGUGGGUCCAGCCUACCUCCGUUGCAGCGCUCCUCGUCCAAUCAGAUGCUAGUGCGCUUCGUGGCCGACCAAUCAAUCAGCAAGACAGGAUUCCGAGCCACAUUCAGGGCGGAGCUACCAGCUACGGGAAAUCCGUGUAUUACUAACAAUGGCGGCUGCGGCCAAGUCUGCCUAAACACGCCUAAUGGUCGAAUUUGCUCCUGUCACCAUGGAUACACCUUAGAGUUCGACGAAGAGUCGUGUCGAGAUGUGGAUGAGUGCCAGAAUAAUAAUGGAGGCUGCCGUGACUUGUGUAUCAACACACCAGGGAGCUUCAUGUGUCAGUGCAGACAGGGAUAUGUGCUAGCCAACGACAACAAAACAUGCAUCAAUCUGAACGAGUGCGCCACGAGGAAACAUCGCUGUGAGCAGUUGUGUCGUGACACUGACGGCGGAUACUACUGCGAAUGCCACAAGGGUUACCAAGUGGGGCCUGACGGGAUGUCAUGUAUAGACGUGAAUGAAUGUCUGCUGCCCAAGAGUUUUCAUCACUGUGACCACUCAUGCGUCAACACGCCAGGAAGUUACUACUGCACGUGUAACGAAGGGUUUGUCCUAAGCGCUAACGGCCGCAGAUGCCGAGAUGUGAACGAGUGCAUGAUGGGAGGUGUAAAGUGCGACCAAAAAUGCGUCAAUACUCCUGGGAGCUACCGCUGUGAGUGCUAUCGCGGGUUCAGACAGAGUGACGACGUCCUGAAAAAGUGCAAUGAUAUCGACGAAUGCCUUGAAGGCCUGCCGGAUUGCCAUAAGUGUACUAACACAGCUGGGAGUUACUAUUGCACUUGUGAUACCGGCUACAAGCAAGUCAACAACCGAACACGUUGCCAAGAUAUAGAUGAAUGCAUGGACAACAAUGGUGGGUGUGGACAGCUUUGUGUCAACACGGCGGGGAGCUACCACUGCAAGUGUGAGCCUGGGUACAAUGCUACAGAAGCAGGUGCUAGAACUUGUGUUGACAUCGACGAGUGCGCGGGGCAUUUCGGGAAAGGCGACUGCGACCACAUGUGCAAUAACACCGCGGGCUCAUUCAAGUGCUCCUGUCACCAUGGCUACGCGCUGACCGAUGACGGGCUCACAUGCCAAGAUAUUGACGAAUGCGCAGUAGAUAAUGGUGGCUGUCACCAGAAAUGCGUGAAUAGCCCUGGAAACUUCUCUUGCGCGUGUCAUGAUGGUUAUAUAACCGCUGGCCGGAAUGGCUCAGAUUUUAUUUGUGAUGAUAUCGACGAAUGUGCCAGCGGUACUCACCAAUGCGAGGAAGGCGCAACUUGCGUUAAUACUCCUGGGAACUACUCCUGUCUGUGUCCACAGGGAUACCGCUCUGACUGGAACAAGUGUGUUGACAUCGAUGAAUGUGCUAACCCACAAGUCAACAAAUGUCAGCACAUCUGUAACAACACCCAAGCCAGCUUCCACUGCGAGUGUCGGGAGGGAUAUAUCCUCAACAGCGACGGCAUAUCGUGCUCAGACAUCGAUGAGUGCAAACAGAGAAUGUGCGAAAAGGAAUGCGUCAACACUGAGGGGAGCUACUUUUGCUUCUGCCCACCGGGAUAUCAGUUGACUGACGACAAGAGACACUGCCAAGAUGUCGAUGAGUGUACGGCUGGAGACCUUUGUGACCAGACUUGCAUCAACACCAACGGGAGCUACUACUGCGAGUGCAAGACGGGGUUUGAACUUCUAGGAGAUAGAAAGACAUGUCGAGACCUGGACGAAUGCGCCCUUAACACGGCGUGUUGUAACCAGGCCUGCGUCAACACCGAGGGCUCAUACAACUGCACUUGCAACAGCGGCUACGAGCUGACAAGCCGAUGCACGUGUACAGACAUCGACGAGUGUGCAGAACGAAACGGUGGAUGUCAGCAGGUUUGCACCAAUACCGCGGGCUCAUAUAGCUGCUCGUGUUCGCCGGGAUUUUUGAUCGACUCACGGUACCCUAAACAAUGUAAAGACAUCGACGAGUGUAAAACGGACAAUGGUGGAUGCCAGCACAACUGCACCAACACAAUCGGCACCUACCAAUGCACGUGCCACCCUAAGUUUAAGCUUCAGCCAGACGGGAAGUCUUGUGGACAUUGCCCAACAUGUGACGACUUUGAGUCACUGAUGGAAACAGUGAGGAAUCUUAAAAAACAGGUAGCGUCCUUAGAGGCGUGGCGUCAGAGUACUGGGCGUGGAUGCGUGGACGAGGAUUACGAGUUCCAUGCUGAAGAUAGCUCGUGGAAGAAGGCGUUCUGCUAUAUGUGCUCUUGUGAGCGCGGCAAGGUGAAAUGCGAGCGUGUAAUUGGCUGCCCCAAGGGUACCCCUGUAACACCUGCCAAAGCCACCGAGCGUCCCCAGACCUCCCCCCUAGACGCCACGACAACUGGCGCUUCUGUUGACGAGGACAAUACGAGCUCAGGUGUGUUCACCACAGGAAUCCCACCAACCAGCAGUCGCCCAGCUGCUAAAGAAGACGGCUUAUUUACCAUAAAUCGCUCAAGGAAGAAGCUCAAGUGAAUUAUAGCUCAAGCAAC